AUGAAAGCCGUGAAGGAUGCAGUAGCGGGAUAUGGUUCAGAACGGGCCAAUGCAACGUAUCAAAAAUCUAAUGUACGACAAGAGGACGAUGGAGCUCAAGGUGAUGAACUUUCUGAAUCUGAAAAGGAGGUGAAUGCAGAUGAUGUACCUCUGAAGGAUCCUGCACAAGAUGCUACUGAACCAUCUGCGUCUUCCGAGUCAGAAAGUGAAUCCAAUCAGGUGAAACUGCUUCCAGAAAACAUGGCUUAUCAAACCAAGCCAGGUGAUUAUGCUGGAUCAGUACCACCAGAAAAUCCACCCUUCGCUGACACAGGGGCGGUCACUCCAAACAAAACGGACUAUCCAGACAUUCCGAUCGCCUCGAAUGCUGUCCCAAAUGCAACUCUAGGUACAGAAAUAAUUGAUGAUUCAAAAUCUGCAUCCUCCUCAGAUAACUCACCAGAAACUUGGAUAGGUGUGAGUGCUCUGGAAUCUCAGAAUUUAGCGCCACAAGAAACCGUUGAAAAAGCUCGGAACGUCCCUAAAAUUUUCUUCGUUCUUUCUUUUAUUGUAUUAUAUCUAUCAUUGGUUUUUGAGCGUAAAUUUUCUUGA
Anisakis simplex (herring worm) is the source of this 591-nucleotide messenger RNA. NCBI's taxonomy places the organism in Eukaryota, Metazoa, Nematoda, Chromadorea, Rhabditida, Anisakidae. The record is from the annotation of a GenBank genome assembly.